Messenger RNA from Pollicipes pollicipes, 711 nucleotides. RefSeq names its product zinc finger protein 677. Bases 1 to 711 code for a protein of 236 amino acids. Gene Ontology annotation, cellular component: nucleus. Gene Ontology annotation, molecular function: DNA-binding transcription activator activity, RNA polymerase II-specific; RNA polymerase II cis-regulatory region sequence-specific DNA binding. The transcript has 5 exons. The record is from RefSeq and is a predicted model, not a curated record. Gene Ontology annotation, biological process: regulation of transcription by RNA polymerase II. Lineage: Eukaryota; Metazoa; Arthropoda; Thecostraca; Pollicipedomorpha; Pollicipedidae.
AUGAGUUCGCUGCGGGCGUGGCGUAGCUCGGCCGGCGGCGCGCGCUGCGCUGUCUGCCAGAAGGCGUUCAAGAGCCGCGACUCGCUGCGCAACCACCGGGCGCUUCACGAGGGUCGCACCGUGUGCGAACUGUGCGGCCGCGUGUUCAGCACGCUGUCCAACCUCUCCGAGCACCGGCGCAACUUCCACGGCAGCUCGCGGACGUCCCUGGCGCACCACAUGGGCCUGCACCGCGGCGAGACGCGCUGUCCCGUCUGCCAGAGGGUGUUCUCACGCCGCGAACACAUGCGCACCCACCUGCCGUGCGCUCGGGGCGGUGCGGCGGCGGCGGCCGGUGCGGCGCGGCUGCAUGUGUGCCGCACAUGCGGCCGCACCUUCGGCAACCGGUCGUCACUGAGCCACCACCGCACGGUGCACCGCGGCCAGACGACGUGCCACCUGUGCGGCCGCACCCUCUCCCGCAAGGUGGAGCUGCGCCGGCACAUGCGCGUCAUGCAUGGCUUUCUGUGCCGCGAACCGGGCUGCGACCGUCGCUUCACCAGCCGGCCGCGGCUGAGCGACCACGGCGCCUGGCACCGCGGCGAGACCCGCUGCAAUCUCUGUAGCCGCGUGCUCACCAGCAAGCACAACCUGCACAAGCACCUGCUGAUGGUGCACAGCGUGGUGGUGCCCAAGCGGCCGCGCGGGCCGUGGCCGUCGCCGCCGGUCUAG